Pezoporus occidentalis (night parrot) is the source of this 2390-nucleotide messenger RNA. It is a transcript of the gene CCDC172, whose product is annotated as coiled-coil domain containing 172. Gene Ontology annotation, cellular component: cytoplasm. The coding region runs from base 622 to 1389 and encodes 255 amino acids. The record is from RefSeq and is a predicted model, not a curated record. The transcript is spliced from 7 exons. NCBI's taxonomy places the organism in Eukaryota, Metazoa, Chordata, Aves, Psittaciformes, Psittacidae.
AAGAUGAACAAAUCUGACCAGAUAUAAUAUUUAAGAAGGAUGGUGAUCACUCCAUAGAAAAAGGAAGGUGUAAAACCCCAGCUUCUGAACAACACAAAAGGGGUAUAAAACAUGCGUCCCAGAGAAAUAAAGUCAGAACUCCCCAGACUCUGAGUCAGAACCAAUGUUCCACAAACAUGCAUAAGUUUGACAAGAUUCAGAGUGUCAGCUGCCUUUUGCCUAGCCAAAUAUAUGCCUUCUUGUGCUCCUACCGUGCUGCUUCUCUGCAUGCUCGUUUCCAUCUCCUGCAUUCCCCCAGCCUGUCAUCCAUAUUUCCCUCUGCCUGAGGUUCACUCUUGUCCCCUUACUUUCUGCAGCCCAAACGUCCCACACUGUCACCUCCUCCUCAGCAGCCGUAUCCCAUCUACCGUGGUCACUUCCCUCCGUGGUCUGGGGUUUCUUUCCCAACCCCAUGGAGGCAGAGCCAAGAGCAGAGCCUAGGCCUGGCUCAGCACAGAGCCCUGAGGGAAGGGCUGCAUCCAGGCCCAGCCUCACCUCCCUCCAGCUCACCCCAGCUUUAACCAACCAGCCCUCAGCAAAGACAAGACCCACGGAGCCCACAGGCUCCACAAGAAGACAGAAAUGAACCUGGAUGCCUUGUUCCAGCAAAUACAGUUCACAGAGAAGCAGGCGAGGGAGAAAAGACAAUUCAUCCAACAAGCUAAAUUCAACAUAAACAGAAGCUAUGAAAAAAUUAACCAAAUAAAAGAAGAGCUGAGCACUGCAAAAAUGAAACUGGAAACUAAGGUUCAGCAUCUGUCUGAAAAGGAGUUCUGCUUAGAAAUUCUGAAGAAACGUGAAGAGAGCUUAGAAAAGCAGAAAGCUGAACUUAUUAAUCAAAAGAGCAGUCUUCUUAAAAUCUUUACAGAUGCAAAGAGAAAAAUGACUGAAGAGGAAGAUAAUUUUACUAGAGAAGUAACAGAGUUUAACAAUGAGUAUGGACUAACAAGUAAUAGGGAUCUUAUGAUUAGAAAAAAAUUCAAGGCUGAAAUAAAUGAUUUGGAGAAUGAGGCAGCUCUGUUGAAAAAUGAAAUGGAGUCAAUGGAACAACAAAAUGUUCAAUUAAAUGCACUUCAACUGCAGAAGAAUGAGUUAAAGCAGGACUUACUUAAUCUCCAAAAUAAACUUAAAGACCUUGAGAAAGAAAUCAGGGACGCUGAAAGAAUGACAAAAGAUUUAGAAGCAGAAAAAGUCCAAGUCACCAAAAAGCCUCAGACUGAUCCUGAAUGUUUAAGGAUUAAGAAAGAAUUGGAAAAUUACAAAGAUGAUGAUUGGGAAAGUAUCUGCGAGACUCUUCGAACAGAAAUUGAAAUUCUGCAAAUGGUAUGCCAGUUUCAUUAUGCAUUUUAAGUGUUUGAUAGUUUUAGUUCAAGGUGUAAUUUGAGAUGAUUAGCAGUGGGUUUAGAUAAGCAGGUUUUUAUGCUAGGUAUGCAACCAAACAUCCUUGCAUUGCAGGUGCACCCCAAUUCUCCUUUGUUUUGGCCUGUUAUUUCAAAAUGUCCAGGAAUAUCGUUUCACACAGAAAAGAAUUUAAAGAUACAUUUUUAGCACAAGAAAGACCUAUCUGGGGGACUAGUUUUAAUCAUUACUGUCUUGAAAGCUGCAAAAUAUUAUGCAUUUAGGAGCUAAAUUAAUCUGUAUCUCCAGCUGUCAGUUAAAUGGAAGAUGGGAAUAUGGAGAAAUAGGAUGAUAAUAGCAUCCUUUUAUGCAAUAUGUUAUAUUGUCCACUCACAAAUUCUUUAUAUAAACUUAUUAAAGUGUGCUUUUUUCUCCAAAGGGCGAUUCUAAUUUCAAAUUUCUUGAUUGUCAGUCUGUGUAAAAAUAAAACCAGAAAAAAAAUAAUUUAAAGUAAUUUUUUUGAAGUAAAGGUGUUUUAAAGGUUCAUUUCAGAACCCCUGAUUGAGCUGUAUGAAAACCCAGCUGUCACAGAAUAACAGUCAGGGGAAAUUUGUUAUUACUCACUGUAAUGAUCAGCUUCAAGUUCCUGUCGGAGGAAUGUAACUUUCUUGUAGUUUAUCCUUUAAUUUUAUCAUGCUUGUGAAACUUCAGGAACAAAAACCCCCAAACAGCUCAAUGUUUAAAAAUGUCGCUGUAAAGAACACACUGAACUCAUUAGAGCUCAUUUUCUAUAAUCCAAUUCUUUCUCUUUUCCAGAAUCUAUCACAAAAAAAAGUCUUCAGAUAAGUGAACAAUAUGUGGCUUAUGAUAUGGAUUGUCAUGACGGCUAGUCUUUGAGCAUUUUAAAACCAUUUUACUUGGGCUCUGUCAGGUUUGUUUCUAUUUGCUUGGCUAAACCAGAGUUUGUUUCCUGCCUUUACUGUUCAUUAAAAUAAAAUUGUAUUCAUUUAUAA